This is a messenger RNA of Pygocentrus nattereri (red-bellied piranha), 1139 nucleotides long. RefSeq names its product inka box actin regulator 1a (gene inka1a). Gene Ontology annotation, molecular function: protein serine/threonine kinase inhibitor activity; protein kinase binding. Gene Ontology annotation, cellular component: nucleus. The transcript is spliced from 3 exons. The record is from RefSeq and is a predicted model, not a curated record. The coding region runs from base 48 to 953 and encodes 301 amino acids. NCBI's taxonomy places the organism in Eukaryota, Metazoa, Chordata, Actinopteri, Characiformes, Serrasalmidae.
GAGAGAGAGAGAGAGAGAGAGAGAGAGAGAGAGAGAGAGAGAGAGAGAUGCUGUGUCUUCAGGACUCAAGCAGCUGCCUCCGGGAGCAGAUGCGCUACAUGAUGCGAUCUCUUCAGGACCUGAAGCAUCUCCGACGAACCUGCACUGCAGCGCCCCCUGCUGUCCUGGCGGCACCCCGCCCACGUGCCUGCAAGUUGCUGAUCGCUCAGCGAGAGCGCAGGGCGCGGCUCAGGAGCAGCAACUCCAGUGAGGCCAGCAGCUACGACUCUGCCUGCUGCCUCACCAGCCCCAUAGAGGAUGAGAGUGGACGUCCAAGUAUCAGCUCGCCCAGCAGCGAGCGGAGCCUGGAGCUGGACUCGGGCUACUCUGAAAAUUCGUGGCAGGAUGAGGCAGUUGUGCUUCGUCGCACCAGAAACGUCCGGGUCUCUUCAUCGGCUUGUCUGCGCACCAACCAGGUGGAAAGCGUCCGGACCCGUCCCAAAUCCACGUCGGACGCCUGCUUGGAGAGGUGGACGUCUUUCGAAGCCUCAAAUGAGGCGGACGACUGGACGACGGCUCUGCUAACACGAGGGCGCAACAGGCAGCCGCUGGUACUGGGAGACAACAGCUUUGCUGACCUCGUCCAGAAUUGGAUGGACUUGCCAGACGUGCCAGAGCGCCCAGCCGAAGCAAAGGAACCAAAGCCCAACGUGGGGCGACGCCUGGCCAAGGACUUUCUGGUCAACGUGAGGCGGAGAAUAGCCGGGAUUUCGCAAAGCAAGAAGCCGUCAGACACUUCUAAGCUGAACAAGCGGCUUUCUUGUCAGAUAGACGUUCCGCGGAAGGUUCCUUUCUUUCAUAAGUCUCACAUUGGCCUCCAUGAACUGGACACAGACUUUUACCGCUUCACUGCUCUCAUGAAGACGGGCAGCCGGCAGCCCAUCAUCUGUAACGAUAUAAUUGGGUACAUAUGAGGCCGAACCAACUCUUCUGACUGAAUGGACUCUUGAAAAGACACUUAUAUACAUGCAUAUAUGUAUAUACAUAUGUAAAAACACGUACACAAACCUGUUGUUUAAAUAAUGCAAUGUAUUUUUGUCAAGCUUAUAUUAACAGCAAUACACUAAUACAAUAAAAGCUUUCCAAAGAUUUCAAAUGUA